Molecule: messenger RNA, 530 nt
Organism: Paramecium pentaurelia
Lineage: Eukaryota; Ciliophora; Oligohymenophorea; Peniculida; Parameciidae
Source: the annotation of a GenBank genome assembly
AUGUAUGUAAAUUUAAUACAUUACAAAAGGAAAAUAUUCCAUUAAGGAGAUUUAAUUCAAUACAAAGGAAAAUAUAAUUUCAGAAAAAAUUGAAACUAAAAUACAUAACGUUUCUUAAUAAUGGAAAUUAUAGUUAUGAGAAUACAUUUGAAACUUCAGAUGUUUAACAUAUAACAAUAAUCUUUUUCCCCUUAUAUCUGUUUAUUCUUUAUGAGUAACAGAUUGAAUAAAAGAAAUUUAGUCCAUUAAGAGAUUUGUGUUCGUAGAGCAAUAUAGGAAAAUUUGCAAUUAAUUUAUUCUGUUUCCUAAUUAAAUUGAAAUAGAUAGAGAUUUUUCAAUAUUUUCAAAAUUUAUUGCCAAGAUUAAUGAUAACUUUAUUCUUUAUGUAUAUCAAUUAUUUAUCAUAUGCACUAAUACUAUUAGUAUUGAUCCCCAUGAUAACAGCAGUAAGAUAAGCAAUAAUAUAGUUAUAUAAAAAAAAAAUGAAGCUAUUAAGGUUGAUCAGCAAGAAAUCGAACUUUGAAUUGUGA